Molecule: messenger RNA, 2424 nt
Organism: Musca domestica (house fly)
Lineage: Eukaryota; Metazoa; Arthropoda; Insecta; Diptera; Muscidae
Gene: Cpr72Ec
Exons: 1
Coding region: 1222-2256 (344 amino acids)
Cellular component (GO): chitin-based extracellular matrix
Molecular function (GO): structural constituent of chitin-based larval cuticle
Source: RefSeq, a predicted model, not a curated record
UCACAUUAUAUUUAUAUUAGGCUUACGACCACUCCUAUUGGCACUUCCUCAAAACAGGUUACCACUCGUAAGGUGUGGACUCAAUGUCGAAAUUUCUUUAAAUUUAGCAUAGCUCUAUGUCGCCCAUUUGAAAUUUUCGUUUUAUGAGAACUCAAGAUGCCUAAUUGCAACCACUUCGUUUUGAAAAAGAGAAAGCGUCUGUCUCGUGAGAACCCAAAUCGAGAGAAAGCGAAGAGACAUUUAAUCUAUUAUGGAAGCGAAAUGUCAAAUUGUUGUUCUUCACCAACGUUCUGUGGAAGCUAUUCUUGAAUUUGGACCCUCAGGGCACAUUUGAAAUGCUUUAGAUUCUAUGGACUUAAAAAAAUAUAUGUGCAAAAUUGUCCCCACGUUCUUUAAUCCGUUCGGAAUCUCGAGUGAUUUCCAAAGACGGAUAGAAAUUCCCAAUUAGUUUUGUACCUUUUUUUUAAAUAAUAGCCGAGGAUUUUUGUCUUCCUCUUUGUUUGUCAAAAUAUCUUCUACUAAUAAUGUUGUUUCUAGGUUUUAGAUACACCGAAGACAACAACAAGAGCUAUUCCACAGCUUCAAAAUAAACCUCAUCAACGCAUCUUUGGUCGCACAGUCAACCUUAACACACAUGUUGCACCCCAACAGAAAUGUUGAUGCUUGCCCAACGAACUGUCAGUUUGAGAUUUGGGUAUCGCGUUUUGAACUACAAUCGCAAAGGGAAAUUUGAUCCGGCUUGUGAAAUAUAUUUUUGUUAGUCAAACUGCAGCAGACGGGUUGCAACAGUUGGUGUUGUACUGCAGCCUGUAACUGCUGGUGCUACUGACGUUGUGGGGUGCAACAACUGACAACUGUGGUGUGUCUUUUUGGGCCAUUUCAUGUUGAUGCCACAUCGGUUGCAACGCCACCACUCUUCACGACGAUAUCCAUUACAAGCGUAAGCCAUAGUCGUCUACAUAUCUUCCGUUCGGGUUGGGGCGCCAGUUUCUAGGUCAACAAAGAAGACUUUUAAAUCUCGAUCGCCAGAAGGGAGGUGGGGGCGAAAUUCUGGUCAUUGGAUCCACUUGAAAUGUGUAAAAAACAAAUGCGGAUUACAUAUUUUGGAAGGGUGUAGCCUAAUGUUGGCUAUAAAUUGUAAUCACUGCGACACUUUGGCAUUAGAAGUGUUCCACACCUUCAACCUAUCGGAUACCAAGCGAGUAGACGCGUUUCAUCAAAAUGAAAUUAAUCUUGUUGUGCGCCUUAUUGUCUGUGGCGGCCGCAUCCCGCACCCAUCACUUGGUGGUGGUAAAACCUGAAAUUCCAACAACGGAGUACAGAGAACAGGACUCUAAAGGAUUUUAUUCGUUCGGUUAUAGUGGCGAAGAAUCAGCCAAGGCAGAGUACAAAACACGUGAUGGUUCUUCCAAGGGAUUUUAUUCGUACAUUGACUCGGAUGGAAAGUUGCAGACGGUGAAGUAUGAGGCUGGUCGCAAACAGGGAUUUACCGCUUCGGCCACUAAUCUACCCAGCCAGCCGGUGGAUAAUAACCGCCCUCCAGAGCCAGUCACCGACACACCCGAAGUUGAAAUGGCCAAACAGGCACAUUUCGAAGCGUACCGCGAAGCAGCCAUUAAGGCGGCAAUGGAACCGGACACGGACGAACAGAUGGACGAAAAUGAGCUUAAACGAACCUCGGCCGAGAGCGACACGAGUGCCGAACUACAACAGAAUACCAGAGAUCUGCUUUUGAGUCGACAAAACUCUCGAGAUCAGCUAUUGAAUCUGUUGAGAGAGCACGAGGAACAACGUGCCAGAGAAGAUCAACAGUCACAACAACUGAUGACCACCUACAUUCUGAGUGCUAGUGCUGAGGCCAGAGCCCAUGGUCCUGGCCAGGCCGUGGCACAGGCUAGUAUCGGCGGUCAACCUGCUCUCUCGGAAUUGAGAACCAUUUACAGCAUGGACAAUGGCGAUUCGAAUGUUGUGCUAAAGGUUGGCAGCGGAAACGGCAAUGGAAACGAUCUCAGCGGCACCAGCAGCAUUGGCUUGAGCAACGGCAACAUAAGACAAGACGACUCUUCAAUCUCACAUAAUUCUCAAGAAAACUCCUUCUACACCGUAGACAAUCCCAAUGCCCACUACACCGUCGAAAUACCCACGGUCCUGACAACCCUGCCUCGCAUCGAGUCAAUUCGGGUGGGUGCUGGAAACGGCCAUUUGCCUUUGGCCAAAAGUACCACCUACAUAACUCAACGUUUGAAGUCGUUCUAAGCUUAUUCCUACCCUGUCUAUGUAUGUAUGUAUGUAUAUCGAACGAAAGCCAAGCAAGCCAAAAGUACACCUAAACUGAUUGUAGUCCAAUUUCAUAGUUUCCAAAAUUCUGUCAACGUCAAUAAACAAACUAAAAAAAGACACUCAACCAAAACUGCAAAGGAAAAC